Molecule: messenger RNA, 1878 nt
Organism: Rhododendron vialii
Lineage: Eukaryota; Viridiplantae; Streptophyta; Magnoliopsida; Ericales; Ericaceae
Product: eukaryotic initiation factor 4A-14-like
Exons: 5
Coding region: 319-1563 (414 amino acids)
Biological process (GO): cytoplasmic translational initiation
Cellular component (GO): cytoplasmic stress granule
Molecular function (GO): translation initiation factor activity; RNA helicase activity; ATP binding
Source: RefSeq, a predicted model, not a curated record
GGUGGGGGCAGUGCUGGUUUGGCUAGUAAGGGAAAGAAUAAUAUUAAAUUCUUAACAGUAUAUUGUUGUGAUUGAUAUAGAGCACGUGCCCGACAAAUCCCAGCUUAUCCUCUCUGCCAGUCUCUACGCUACCCCCUCCUCGCACAGGGUCUUGUACUCCAUCCAUCGUUUUCUUCUCUCUCCGGAUUUCGUUUCCUCAACUGGAUCGGCGACGAGUUUGGGAAACCCUAACCCUAGUAAAAUCAAAUCGAUCGCUCGUUUCUCUCUCUUCAUCGCCAGAUCUUCAGACUUCACCGGCCUUUGACUGCUCUACCAAACAUGGCUAGCUUGGCUCCCGAAGGUUCUCAAUUUGAUACUCGUCAAUAUGAUACCAAAAUGAAUGAGUUACUUGGCACAGCUGAUGGAGAAGAAUUCUUCACCUCAUAUGAUGAAGUUUAUGACAGCUUUGAUGCAAUGGGCUUACAAGAAAAUCUGCUGCGGGGCAUCUACGCUUAUGGUUUUGAGAAGCCAUCUGCAAUUCAGCAAAGGGGAAUAGUUCCGUUCUGUAAAGGACUAGAUGUUAUUCAACAAGCACAGUCUGGAACUGGAAAAACCGCAACUUUCUGCUCUGGAGUUCUUCAGCAGCUUGAUUAUAACAUAGUUGAGUGCCAGGCAUUGGUUCUUGCACCCACUCGUGAACUCGCCCAACAAAUUGAGAAGGUUAUGCGAGCACUAGGUGACUAUCUCGGUGUGAAGGUUCAUGCUUGUGUGGGAGGGACCAGUGUGCGUGAGGAUCAGCGCAUUCUCUCAAGUGGGGUCCAUGUUGUUGUUGGUACUCCUGGCCGAGUAUUUGACAUGUUGCGGAGACAGUCGCUUCAUCCUGAUUACAUUAAAAUGUUUGUGUUGGAUGAAGCUGAUGAAAUGCUUUCACGUGGUUUCAAGGAUCAGAUCUAUGACAUUUUCCAGUUGCUGCCACCCAAAAUCCAGGUUGGGGUGUUCUCUGCCACUAUGCCACCCGAGGCCCUCGAAAUCACUAGGAAAUUCAUGAAUAAACCCGUGAGGAUUCUUGUGAAACGUGAUGAACUUACACUUGAGGGUAUUAAGCAAUUUUAUGUCAACGUUGAUAAGGAGGAAUGGAAGCUUGAGACUCUUUGUGAUCUUUAUGAAACCUUGGCGAUAACCCAAAGUGUCAUCUUUGUUAACACUCGGCGCAAGGUUGACUGGCUCACUGACAAAAUGCGCAGCCGUGAUCACACUGUCUCUGCCACCCAUGGAGACAUGGAUCAGAACACGAGAGAUAUCAUCAUGCGGGAAUUUAGGUCUGGUUCCUCUCGUGUGCUCAUUACCACUGAUCUCUUGGCCCGUGGUAUUGAUGUCCAACAAGUCUCCCUUGUGAUCAAUUAUGACCUCCCAACGCAGCCAGAGAACUAUCUACAUCGAAUUGGACGUAGUGGACGGUUUGGGAGGAAAGGUGUUGCCAUCAAUUUUGUCACAAAAGACGAUGAGAGGAUGCUCUUUGACAUCCAGAAGUUCUACAAUGUGGUAGUUGAGGAGCUUCCAGCAAACGUUGCUGAUCUCCUUUGAGGGGUUUUGAUCUGGCGAAGUAAAUUGUUUCCUUCUUGGAAGUUAUUUAUCAUCGUAUUCCUUAUGCUUUAGAACAAUGGUUAAACCUGUACGUGACUGCAAUUUUGAGUGCAAGUUUUGUUUUUUUGUAUUUUUUUUUUUUUGUAUGGGUUAUAUGUACUUUCAAAAUUCAGUGUUGUUUAAACUUCUGUUAUUUAUUUCUGCAGUUGGCGUUUCUGUUUCUGUAUGAGAAUGAUACUCCUAUUAAGUUAUGCUCUUGCUUUCCUUUCAAGACAGACUACUUUACACAAGGUUUCUGAAUGGCAUUUUCUCCUG